Messenger RNA from Nylanderia fulva, 2460 nucleotides. The record is from RefSeq and is a predicted model, not a curated record. Lineage: Eukaryota; Metazoa; Arthropoda; Insecta; Hymenoptera; Formicidae.
CCCCCGCGAUCGGACGCUCUUGCGCGCGUUCUCUCGCAUCUGUCAUCGUGUAUUUCGUCGCGAGUCGAGUGAUAGACGCGUGCGGAAGUACGGGACACGCUUGACGAUUGAUAUGUCGAUCGAAUCGCGAUCGGAACGAUGUGAAAAUACGUCGCGGGUUUCGUUAAUAAAGUUGGAAGAAAACUUUUUCAAACGCGACGUAUGCGCCGCGCAUCGUAGUCAGUGUUCUCAACAGUGCAACCGGAAAGUGCGCGAGUAGCUGUCAGUGGUGCCACAUGUCAAACGUGAAAAUCGCGCAGUCGCGAAAAGAAGCGAGAAAGUCGUUCGUCGUUGAGUGAAGCUUUUUUCAAGCUACGCAAACGCGUAAUGCAUCGCGAGUGUAUAUGUGUAUUGUGCGUCGGAAUAAAUGAUUGUCUACAAGGAUACAUCGACAAUCGUCGCGGCGGAGCCCGGAAUAAUUUCAGAAAUUGGACGCUUCCUCGCAGGUAGGAAUAAGUGAAGUUUGCCGCGAAUUUUUGCCGUCGACUUAAGCGACACCUUAUCACUGCUAAAACGCAGUCGCGAUAAUGACGUGCCGAGUGAAAACGAGAAAGAAUAUCACAUAUAUUUAUGAUUUCGCGAAGGACUGAGAAGCGGCGCGUACGUAUUAAUAAAACUAAUUAAAACUAUUGAAAAUAAAUAUUGUUUGCGAGCGAGUAUAAAAUCGGAAAUAUAUAUCAGAAAAGAAGUCAUUAAAUUUGUAGGCAGACUCGUUUCCAAAUACUCUAUAAUCGCUGCAAAACAUGUUGACAAUCUCACCGUUGAUUUGCGCGAACCCGAGAAUCGUGUGUUUAGUGUAUUUUUGUAAAUUCUUCGCCGAGAAUGAAGGUUUUUUUCCCCGAGUCGUAAAAUUUUGAAACGAUACGUGUGUAUCGCGUCGCGAGUGUGCUUGAUUUGUGCGAAUAAUGUGAAGAGAGAAUCGGCGAUAAGCAGGUGGUCUUCGUGGCCGAGCUCGGGCUGCUUCUGAGAAUUGAGCGAGUCGAGGGCCGGCGCGAUGUGGCCUGGAGCUCUACCCUUCCUGGUGUUACUAGCGAUCCUGCUGCAUCCCUCGAGAUGUACGCAGACGCCGCAGAAGAUGGUGAACUUCCGAGAGAAGGAGAAGCAGGUGCUCGACAACAUCCUAGGACCAGGCCGAUACGAUGCGCGCAUCCGGCCGAGCGGAGAGAACAGAACAGAUGGGCCCGCGGUUGUCCGCGUCAACAUAUUUGUUCGAAGUAUCUCAAAAAUAGAUGACGUUACCAUGGAAUACUCCGUACAAUUAACAUUUCGGGAACAAUGGUUGGAUGAGAGAUUACAAUUUGACGACUUUGGAGGUAAACUUAAAUAUUUAACCCUUACGGAGGCGUCGAGGGUCUGGAUGCCGGAUCUGUUUUUCUCAAACGAGAAGGAGGGUCAUUUCCACAAUAUCAUUAUGCCGAACGUAUAUAUACGAAUUUUUCCCAACGGCUCGGUUCUUUACAGCAUACGGAUAUCCUUGACGCUCUCCUGCCCCAUGAAUCUGAAAUUGUAUCCCCUGGAUCGACAAGUUUGCUCACUUCGUAUGGCCAGUUACGGAUGGACGACGGACGACUUGGUCUUUCUCUGGAAGGAAGGCGAUCCCGUUCAAGUGGUGAAGAAUUUACAUCUACCCAGGUUCACCCUGGAGAAAUUCCUCACGGAUUACUGCAAUAGCAAAACGAACACCGGAGAGUACAGCUGCUUGAAAGUGGACCUGCUAUUCAAGAGGGAAUUCAGCUACUAUCUCAUCCAAAUCUACAUCCCGUGCUGCAUGCUCGUUAUCGUGUCCUGGGUGUCUUUCUGGCUGGAUCAGAGCGCCGUGCCUGCCCGAGUGUCACUAGGCGUUACGACACUGUUGACGAUGGCCACGCAGACAUCAGGGAUAAACGCCUCACUGCCACCGGUCUCUUAUACCAAGGCCAUUGACGUUUGGACGGGGGUGUGCUUGACCUUUGUGUUUGGCGCUUUACUCGAAUUCGCGUUGGUCAACUACGCGUCGCGCAGCGACAUGCACAGCGACAACAUGAAGAAGCAGUUCCCGCCGAGCGAAAUGGAGCAUUCGUCGUCGAUCGACCCAUCCUCGGAGCUGCUCGAGCCGGACGGAUCCGCCAACUUCGCCAUGAAGCCUCUCGUCCGACACCCGGAGGAUUCCAUGUCGAUGGAUAAAUUGCGGCAGUGCGAAAUACAUAUGCAACCCCGGAAAAAAAACUGCUGCAGGUCGUGGCUGUCCAAGUUCCCGACGAGGUCCAAGCGCAUCGACGUUAUCUCACGGAUCUUCUUCCCAAUCGUAUUCGCUUUCUUCAACCUCGCGUACUGGUCCACGUACCUGUUCCGGGAGGAGGAGGAGGGCGAGUAAACCACGAAGAGGAAGCGCUCGGAUCAACAAGGGAAGUGGCUCGCGGCCAUCCUCAGCAACAACAGUUC